This is a messenger RNA of Rhodotorula graminis WP1, 2602 nucleotides long. RefSeq lists its product as uncharacterized. The record is from RefSeq and is a predicted model, not a curated record. Lineage: Eukaryota; Fungi; Basidiomycota; Microbotryomycetes; Sporidiobolales; Sporidiobolaceae. Bases 78 to 2567 code for a protein of 829 amino acids. The transcript has 6 exons.
CGCUUUCGACUCGCGAGUCUUCUGCUUCAGCUUCAUCCGCACCACCCACCACCACUGCCAGUUCUACCUCGUCGACCAUGACCGACGCGCUCGCACGCGUCCCUCUGCUCGGCAACGACCGCGUCGAGCAGGCCGACUUGACCAUCACGUCGCUCGCCCAGGCCUACGGCGCCCUCCAGGCCGGCAAGAUGCCGACCUCGGACCAGCUCGUGCAGGGCAUCCGCAAGGUCCUCUCGUCGUCGCUCCUCCAGCCCGACAUUGCGGGCAUGGCGGCCAAGAAGGUCGGCGGCGGCAAGCUGUCGAACCGCGGCCGCAACGUCGUCGUCGCCGAGCGCCGCGUCCUCGAGGCCAUCGCCCGCCUCGUCCUCGAGAAGAACGGCGACGACACGCUCCAGCAGUUCAUCUGGGAGGCCCGCCACGCCGACCUCGAGCACGUCGACGUCGACGCCGACCUCCACGUCGAGCUGCCGCACGUCCCCGUCCCCUCGGCGGGCGAGGUCAAGGACGCCGGCAAGAGCCUCCACGAGCUCGUGUCGCUCCUCCUCACGUCGAGCGAGCUCCGCAACCUCCUCGCCGACUCGCUCAACCUGUUCCGCGACCUGUUCGCCGACGCCCUCGACGAGGCCGCCCAGGCCCAGAUCAAGACGAUGCGCGCCUCGAAGAAGGCCGCGCGCCGCAUCCGCCCCUCGAGCGAGCAGCGCGAGCAGCACAAGACGGGACUCGAGGCCGACCACUGGGAGGACGUGCUCGGCAACGCCCAGGACGUGCGCAAGAGCAUCCGUCGCGGUUACGAGGACAAGCGCGACGACAUGCUCCGCCACGGCGUCAAGAAGGGUCGUGCGCUCAAGGAGUACGUCGAGGAGAAGCUGCCGACCGACACCAAAGACGCCGUCAUCGAGCGCUGGCGCGCCAUCGUCGACGAGAUCCAGUCCAAGCCCGAGUACCAGGACGCCGUCAACACGCUGAGCGGCCUCGGCCGCAAGUACUUCAACCUCGCCAAGGACGAGCUCAAGCGCGCCGCCGAGCAGUCGUCGGCCAAGCUCAAGGACGUCGACGCCGAGGUCAACGACGAGGCCAAGGACGCCGUCUCGCUGUUCCGCCACCUCGUCGAGCAGUUCACGGGCCCGAUCGACGGCGCGCUCCAGGCCGCCGACCAGCUCCACACGGACGUCAAGGGCGACGACCGCAUCCAGGCCAUCUGGGACGACUUUGAGCAGCUGUUCGACCGCGCCCUCAACGACCCGGGCUACAUCACGAGCAACAAGGCGUCGCGCAAGUUCGAGACCAUCUACGACCGCGCGCGCGACGUCGUCGAGUCGAACGCCGACUGGAAGCGCGACGCCAACGCGUUCGUGUCCGAGAUGCAGAAGCUCCUCGACCACGCCGCCAACGACCGCGCCCUCAUCGCCGUCGGCGACGCGUUCGAGGACCUCGGCGACGCCUUUGCCGAGUUCGGCAAGACCGGCUACAACCUCAUCGGCGUCGACGGCGGCGACCUGUGGAAGGACGUCUCGACCGUCUUCCUCCCGCGCAUCCUCGGCACGCUCAAGAAGAUCCCGCUCCCGCGUGUCGAGUUCUCGUCCGAGGACUUUGACCUCGUCGUCGACAACAUCUCGUUCUCGGCCGCCUCGUUCAUCCCCGACGCCGCUCACUUCAAGAGCAACGUCGAGUUCCACACCAAGAAGGGCUACGCCGCGUACUCGUCCGAGUUCGUCACCAAGACGACGCUCGCGUUCGCCGGCCUGCGCCUCCAGGCGACCGACAUCUCGUACUACGCGCACAAGAAGACGGGCUGGAUCGGCCUCGAGGACGCCGGCCUGCUCGACAUCUUCAUCGGCUCGGCGCACGACGACAAGGCGCAGGACGGCCUCGACGUCACGCUCGUCCUCAGCAACGCGACCGAGUCGGACCGCGAGUCGUUCUUCAAGCUCGACAAGGUCGACGUGCACCUCGAGAACUUCGACAUCAACAUCCGCCAGAGCUCGAACCCGAUCCGCUCGUGGCUCGCAAAGAGCGCGCUCCGUGGCUACAUCGAGGCCAAGGUCAAGGAGGUCAUCGAGGAGCAGGUCUCGGCGGCGUUCAAGGCGCUCGACAAGCAGCUGUACCUCCUCCACUACAAGUCGCUCGGCGCCGCCGGCGCCGCGCCCAACCCGCUCGCCUACUUCAAGGGCCUCCUCAACACGGGCUCGUCGGCGACGCCCUUCUACGGCGAGGUCACCGAGGCCGGCAUCCGCAAGGUCGGCCCCAAGGGCGAGUGGGUCCUGCAGAUCGGCAUUGAGGACGAGCUCAUCCCGGGCGCGCGCACCCGUCUCGGCCGCAAGGGCGAGGACAUCGUCGGCCGCAAGCGCUCGACCGAGGCGCUCCUCGAGGAGGGCCGCCAGGAGCUCAUCGGCGCCGUCACCGACACGACCGGCACCGACUCGCUCUCCCAGGCGUACGACGAGACGGCCAACAACCUCGACGAGGCUGUCGACUCGGAGCGUCGCAAGGCGCUCAAGGUCGCCAAGCGCCGUGCGCGCGAGGAGGCUCGUCGCGAGGGCUGGCGUUCCGAGGCGUUCGACCUCUGAGCGACCUCGCUCACGUUGUCGUCGUCGUCGACGGU